Messenger RNA from Podospora pseudocomata, 681 nucleotides. RefSeq lists its product as uncharacterized. Bases 1 to 681 code for a protein of 226 amino acids. NCBI's taxonomy places the organism in Eukaryota, Fungi, Ascomycota, Sordariomycetes, Sordariales, Podosporaceae. The transcript has 3 exons. The record is from RefSeq and is a predicted model, not a curated record.
AUGCUGUCCGAGCCGUCCCCGGAAGGGCUGUUGACUGGCUCUUGGCUAGAUGCUAGCUUCCCCGUUCCUCGAUGGCAGAUGGCACUUCAUCUUCAGGGAUUUGCCUAUGAACAGUCCAGCAGGAGAGGUCUCUGCGACUCUGCUCUGUGGAAUGCCAGUCCUCACUCAGUGCCGUCAAAUAAAAAGACCGCAACGGGCCACUUCUUUUUUUUCCCCAUCGCCUCUUUUUUGGGAUUCCCCCUCCAAAUAGCCCAGGCCGAAGAGAUAUCGAAUCGCCGUCAACGACACCAACCAAACCCCCGUCCGUUUUCCGAUCGAUCCCCAAACAUCCCGUCCACUGCCGCCCCCGUCAGGUAUCCGUACCUACGCUACAAAAAAAAAAUCCCUGACCUGGAACUGUCCACCUCGCUCUCGGAACUCGGAGCUGCUUCGCCUGACACUGACGCACCCGACCCUGCCGACACACUGUUUAUUGCUUGUUGGCCGUUGCUUUGCUGUUCCGAAUUUCUCUCGAUCUGGAUUCGACCAUCCCGUUGCGCGUCCCACUGCCGCUCCCGCUCCCGCUACCGCUACCGCUACCUGCCGUACGGAGUAUCCGUCGGCCGCAACCACCACACGCGCGCAACCUCCACGACCCACGACCCACGACCCACGGCCUGGCCCACGCAGCAGGCUAGAUAG